Penicillium coprophilum is the source of this 999-nucleotide messenger RNA. Its product is annotated as MBL fold metallo-hydrolase. The transcript has 4 exons. Lineage: Eukaryota; Fungi; Ascomycota; Eurotiomycetes; Eurotiales; Aspergillaceae. The record is from RefSeq and is a predicted model, not a curated record. The coding region runs from base 1 to 999 and encodes 332 amino acids.
AUGAAGCGCAUCUCAAUUGACCCGAAGAGGAAUAACCCUCCAACCCGAGAUCUUCCAGUGCUCACUUCCACCCCGGCUCAACUUCCCCCAGCCAAGGCGACGAAGCUUCAUCCAUCCAAAUCAGGCGAAGAGAAUGCAGCGCUGUUCUUCGUGGGAACGGCUACAACAAUCAUCCCAACUUCCUCCACGCAGGCGACCAUGUUCAUCUCGGUCCAGGCGUGUCAAGUGAGCGCCUCACCGAUCCGGCCGUCGACCUGCACGACGCUCCCUCGGAUUGAUCUUGUCCUUCUGUCCCACUAUCACGAGGAUCACUUUGAUAAAAAGGUCGAAGCUUCAUUGCGACGUGACUUACCCAUUAUCACUACACCCCAUGCAAAGGAGCAUCUCACUUCCAAGAAGCAGGACCCAUUUACAUCUGUGUACGCCCUCGACCCAUUUGAGCAAAUUGAGAUCAACAUUGAGGGCACAGCAGGCCCAGGACAACCCGGACUACGUGUGACAGGAAUGCCGGGAAAGCAUGUACCUUCUAACCUAGUAGAGAAACUCAACUCGCUAGUCAAUGUAUUCCCACCAACCAACGGGUGGAUGCUCGAACUAGGCCACAGCACCCACACUGCAGAUAUUUCCUGCGGUUAUCGCAUGUAUAUUUCGGGAGACACCUUGAUGGCAGAUGAGCUGCGUGAAAUCCCAAAGCGAUACGCAGGCCAACGAAUUGACCUGAUGCUCGCUCACCUUGGCGGCACCACCAUUCCUUCUCCUUUAGUAGGAAGACUAAUGGAACCGCUAGCGUUGAUGGUCACCAUGGAUGCGGAGCAGGGUCUGCAAUUAAUUCAGCUGAUCCAACCAGACGUGACUAUCCCGAUUCACUUUGAUGACUACGAUGUGUUUGCCAGUCCGCUAGAAGAUUUCAAGCGUAUCAUGGAGGUGGCGGGGUUAUUGGACAAGGUUGUAUUUUUGGAUCGCAAAGACCAAUAUUGCUUUCGAGUUAUGGACUAUUAG